AAGCUAACUGUGCUAACGGCGCUACUCUCCGGUGUUUUAUCACAGUUUAACCGGAGCAGCGCCCGUAAAAGUGUCCACACACAGGGGGAGCGGUACAAACGAGCCAUACAGAGCCGUAUCACCGGGGUUUGGGCUUUAAAAGGAGCCGGGAGUGUUGGUAAAAGCCGAAAUGAACCACAAAAGUAAGAAGCGGAUCAAAGAAGCCAAGAAGAGCGCCAGGCCCGAGCUCAAGGACUCCGCGGACUGGAUCAAACACGGGUACCACGACAGCUUCGACCUGUCGCAUCGGAGCGUGAAGGACAAUGUGGAGCGAGUUGACGCGUCGCGCCUGUCCCCAGAGGAGUUCAUCUUGAGGUUCGAACGGCCAUAUAAACCCGUAGUACUGCUGAACUGUCAGGAGGCAUGGCCCGCCAAAGAGAAGUGGACUCUGGAACGUCUCAAACGAAAAUACCGCAACCAGAAGUUCAAAUGUGGUGAGGACAACGACGGCUACUCUGUGAAGAUGAAAAUGAAGUACUACGUAGAGUACCUGGAGAGCACGCGAGACGACAGCCCGCUCUACAUCUUCGACAGCAGCUAUGGAGAACAUGCCAAGAGGAGGAAGCUACUCGACGAUUACACUGUCCCGGUGUUCUUCACCGAUGAUCUGUUCCAGUUUGCAGGGGAGAAACGAAGACCGCCAUACAGGUGGUUUGUGAUGGGUCCUUCUCGCUCGGGAACUGGGAUCCACAUUGAUCCUUUGGGAACGUCAGCCUGGAACGCUCUAGUGCAGGGACACAAGCGCUGGUGUCUGUUCCCAACGCAUACGCCGCGAGAGCUGAUCAAAGUGACGCGCGACGAUGGAGGGAAUCAACAGGAUGAAGCCAUCACCUGGUUCAAUGUCAUCUACCCCCGAACGCAAGAGCCAACAUGGCCACCCGAGUUCAGACCAUUGGAGAUCCUGCAGAAGCCCGGGGAGACCGUAUUUGUGCCAGGUGGGUGGUGGCAUGUGGUGCUAAACUUGGACACUACGAUCGCUGUAACGCAGAAUUUUGCGAGCUCUACAAACUUCCCCAUCGUUUGGCACAAAACUGUCAGAGGCCGACCCAAACUGUCCCGAAAGUGGUACAGGAUCCUUAAACAGGAGCGUCCAGACUUGGCAGCUCUCGCAGACAGAGUGGAUCUUCAAGAGUCAACAGGAAUCGCCUCAGACAGCUCCAGCGACUCCUCAUCUUCCUCCUCCUCAUCCUCAGACUCCGACACGGAUGGUGGCUCAGGCUCAGAGAGUGAGUCCAUGUCUCACAGACGGAAAAAGCGCCGCACCUGCAGCUCCAUGGCCAACGGAGACAACUGCCUCCAGGACGACUGUGUGAGCAAAGAACGCUCCUCCUCACGGUGACCAUGCCCACAAAUACAUCUGAC
Molecule: messenger RNA, 1401 nt
Organism: Periophthalmus magnuspinnatus
Lineage: Eukaryota; Metazoa; Chordata; Actinopteri; Gobiiformes; Gobiidae
Gene: jmjd6
Product: jumonji domain containing 6, arginine demethylase and lysine hydroxylase
Exons: 7
Coding region: 170-1378 (402 amino acids)
Biological process (GO): phagocytosis
Cellular component (GO): cytoplasm; nucleus
Molecular function (GO): histone H4R3 demethylase activity; P-TEFb complex binding
Source: RefSeq, a predicted model, not a curated record